Branchiostoma belcheri (Belcher's lancelet) is the source of this 1335-nucleotide messenger RNA. Its product is annotated as L-threonine 3-dehydrogenase-like. NCBI's taxonomy places the organism in Eukaryota, Metazoa, Chordata, Leptocardii, Amphioxiformes, Branchiostomatidae. Bases 1 to 1152 code for a protein of 383 amino acids. The transcript has 5 exons. The record is from RefSeq and is a predicted model, not a curated record.
AUGGCGGCCCAGAAGGUUAUUUUCCACGGGCCGGCCCACACACCGGCCUGUACGGUGGAGACCGGCCCCGCCCCCGAACCCGGACCGGGAGAGAUUCUCGGCAGGAUCCGACUCGCCACCGUCUGUGGGUCGGACCUGCACUCCCUAUCCGGGCGGCGUCACCACGGGGUACCGAGCGUGCUGGGACACGAGGCGGUACUGGAGGUGGUACAGGACCGCCGGGGGGACCGAGCCCUUCCCGCCGGAUCCCGAGUCACCUUCUCCAUUAUAGACUCGUGUUUUAACUGCGACAGGUGUUCGGCCGGCCUUCCUCAGAAGUGCCGACAGCUCUUCAAGUACGGCCACGCCCUCCUUAGCAACGGGACGGGCUUCAACGGUUGCUACGCAACGCACCUGGUCGUUAGGCGCGGCGUCCACGUCGUCCCCAUCCCCGAUCACGUGACUGACAGGAUGGCGGCCCCCGUCAACUGCGCCCUAGCAACCGUCGUCAACGCCGUGUCCUGCAUUCCCGGGAACGAGAACAUUGCCGCGGAGUUUCGAGACCAGUUGAACGUCGGGCUGGAAAGCGUCCCGUCUGACGUCACGGCUCGUAACCAUGGCAACGACGAUGACGUCACAGGGAGGGGUCCAAUCAUGGUGCAGGGUGCGGGUCUGCUGGGGUUGUACGCAUGCGCGUUGCUAAGGGAACGGGGCUACGAGUUUGUGUACUGCACGGAUUUGAACCAGGAUCGUCUGAAACUCGUUCCCAGGUUCGGGGGGACGCCCGUUCUGGCGGGAAAAGAGGACCCGGAGGAUUCUGGGAAGGAGGAUUCCUUCCAUGCUGUUAUCGAGGUGUGCGGUGCUCCCUCGGUGGUGCCCUCGGGCAUCCGGCUGCUGCGGCCCGGCGGCACGUACGUGUUGGUGGGGAUGGUGCACCCGAGGUCCCAACUCGACAUCAGGGGCGAUCAGAUUAUCGGGAAGUGCCUGACCAUCCACGGCGUGCACAACUACGCCCCCUGGCACCUGACAGCGGCAGUGCAGUUCCUGGCGCGGACGGCAGGCAGGUACCCUUACGAGGACCUCGUGGGGGCCGACUUCCCGCUGACGGAGUUCGCAGCCGCGGCAGAAAUGGCCGAGAAACAGGUGUACCCUCGCGUGGCUCUAAAGCCAUGAGAUGCAGCGGCAACCAUUUUUGUUACCUUUAGUAGUUUUCUUCAUUUUUCUUUUGAUUUUUUAUAACAUUUAAAAACAUUUCUGGCACCUGGUGGGAGCCGACUUUCCGCUGACGGAGUUCGCAGCCGCGGCAGAAAUGGCCGAGAAACAGGUGUACCCUCGUGUGGCCCUCAAGCCAUAAGA